Plasmodium berghei ANKA is the source of this 2874-nucleotide messenger RNA. RefSeq names its product conserved Plasmodium protein, unknown function. The transcript has a single exon. The record is from RefSeq and is a predicted model, not a curated record. NCBI's taxonomy places the organism in Eukaryota, Apicomplexa, Aconoidasida, Haemosporida, Plasmodiidae. The coding region runs from base 1 to 2874 and encodes 957 amino acids.
AUGUUAUCAAAUCCAAGGGAAAUCGGUAAAAAAUUAUGGAGUAUAUUAUAUAUGAACAAAAGGAAAAAAAUAAUAUAUGCUUUUUCUAUCAUAGGGUCUGGAUACUAUUUAUAUAAAACAGGAUGUAACAAUAAUGAAUUUGAAAGUAUACGAAAUAAUAGUGAUAUAGAAAAAUUGAAAAUUUUGAAUAUUAACAAUAUAUGCUCUCAUGUGCCAUUACUUAUUUUGAAUAUAUAUGAUAAUUAUAUAUAUAAGAAUAAGAUAUUAAAAAAAAUAUAUUUUAAAUAUAAAAAAAAAUUAAAUAAAAAAAAUUAUAAUGAUAUUAAAAAUAUAUUAGACCAAAACGAUACAAAAAUAAAUUAUGAUUUUAUUUAUAAUGAAAAAAGUAUAUUCAACAAGUUAUAUAUAUAUGAAUUAAUUUUAGAAAAAAGUAUUAAAUAUGCGAUACUUUCGCCUCAAUUAAGUAUACACAUCCUUAAAGAGUUAUCAUCUUAUUUUGUAAAUUUAAAUACGAAAUUGUAUAAUGAAAAAGAUUUUUCUAUACACACAAAAAUAGGAAAAAAUAAACGGCAAAACAUAAUAAAAUCUAUAUUUAAUUGGUUUUCAAAUUAUAGACAUUCAGACAACAAUAAAAUGAUAUAUUAUUCUGGUGAAGUUAAUUCCAAAAAUAUUAAGAAAAAUAAAAAAAAGUAUAGAGAAACAUAUGAGGAUAUAAUAAAAACUGGAAAUGUCUAUGAAAAAUAUAAUAUACAUAAAUUUGAAGAUGCUUAUAAAAUGGAAGAAAUUAGGAAUAAUGGGCAUGAUGUAGUUACAUUAAAUUUUUUAUAUUUAAUUAAUAAAAUAUAUGACAACAUCAAUAGGGUUUGUUUAAACACAAAUACAAAUAUUUAUGUUCAUUUUUAUGUAAUUAACAUUUUAAAAUAUAUAUGUUAUAAGCAUUAUAAAACCAUACUCAAAAAUCAUGCUCAUUUAGAAGAUUUGAUAAAUGGGACCAAAAAAAAAAGUGUUUAUGAUUAUAUAUAUACAUUUUUUUUUAAAAAUAAUACUACAAAAAAUAACGACAUAAAGGAUAGUAACCAAAGCCUAUUCGGUUUUGAAUCAGAAAAUUAUUUAAGUAAUUUAAAAAAACAAAUAAAUAAUAAAUUGACACAUUUUACAAACAAUGAAAGUUGUUUUAUGAAUGAACAUACUUUGACUGGAAAGGGUGAACAAAAAGAUGAAAUAAAACAAGUUAUUUCAAACAAUUUUGAAAAAAUUGUGUUAGAAAAUCCAGAACAUGCUAAUGAAAUUAAAAUUAUGAAUGAUUUAUAUCUAGUUUUAUAUUUAAGAUUACUUUUUGAAAGUUCUAUAAAAAUUUUAAGUAUUAAAAAAAAUAUAUCUAUAUUGGAAAAAAAAAAAAAAUUUGAUAAGGAUCAUCAAAUAAUUUAUAUGAACCCAGCAGAUUCAAUAAAUAAUUUGAAAACCAACUUUUUGAAACGAUUUCGAAAAAAUGAAAAUAAAAAAAUCCAAAACAUUUUUUUACGUCCAUAUAGUGAAUUUGGAAUUUGGGGAUUAGCAAAAAAAAAUCGAAAAAAUAAAGAAAUUCCAAAUUAUGAAGAAAAUAUUAAAAAUAAUGAAACAAAAAAAUUAAAAAAUAAAGAUAAUAUGAGCACUUUUUUAUAUUAUUUAUUGCAAUGCAAAAAUAUUUUUAGUUUAGAUCAUAAGGCAGACAAUAUCAAGAAUAAUGAUCAGUCUAUAAAUAAUAUAUAUACAAAUGUUCCUAUUAAUGAUCAAAAUAAUAAAAUUACUAAAAAAAAGAUAUCUAUGAUACCAUCAUUUUUAUUUUUUUCAUCACCAUCAUAUACCAAUUGUUUCAUUUCAUCAGAAUUGAAUGGAAAAGAUAGCGAAAAAACUAGCGGCUUUUAUUUAAGCUCAUUUUUGAAAAAUACAAAAAUAAUCCGUUUUUUUUCAGAAACUUUAACCAAGAUUGAAAUACAAAAAAAAAAAAUUACAAAUUAUUUGGGAAUAAAAAUUUUCAAAGUUAAAAGAAAUAUAAAUUAUUAUGUUUUUAAUGUGGAUCAAGUAUUAAUAAAUAAAUAUUAUAAUUUAAUUCAUAAAAGGAAUAUAAAUAAAAUUAAUGCACAUUUAAAUAAAUCGAAAGAAAAAUAUGUAGACAUAAAAAAGUUUAACGAUAUAUAUACAUCCAUGAUUAAAAAUCUGCAUAAUAUAUUUUCCUUUGUCUAUUUAAUAGAUGAAAAUCCCGAUGUCUAUAAAAUCGUGAACUUAUAUAGUACAAACAUUUUUUAUGAAUAUAACUAUUUAAAUGAAAAUCAAAAUAUUUUUUACACAAAUUGUAUUAAGAGAUAUUUAUAUUAUUUUAAUAAUAAUUUAUUAUACAAGUUUUGUUUUACUAAUAAUUCGAUUGCAUAUGAUAACAAAAAAUCGGAAAAAAAAAAUGGAAAAAAAAAGGAAAAAAAAAGAGGAGAAAAUUUUGAACAAGCCUUUUUUUAUUGCAAAAAUGAUAUUAACCUAUUACUCUUUUUAUACACUCAACGUAUAAAAAGAUGCUUCUAUAUUUUUUCUUAUAUUUAUAAUAAAUAUAAUUUAAAAAAAAAUUAUCAUUUAAAUUAUAUUUACUAUAAGUUAAAUUAUUUAAUUUUAUCCCCUACUAAAAAUUACCCGCUUUUUUUUAUAUUAAAUUUCCCUUACCUUGCAUAUAAUAAUUUGUUUACUUGUUUUUCUUUUUUAUAUUUUUUAUGUACUUAUUCAUAUUUAUUUUUAUUCUUAGUUUAUCAAUAUUACACUUUUUCUAAUCUUCAUUAUUUUAGAAUACUUUCUGAUCAGGGUAUAUAUAUUUAUCUUAACACAUUAUAUAAUAAUUUUAGAGAUGCAUAA